GCUCGCCGACCAAGGAAGGCACCAGGCGGCUACAAGAAGCUGUGCCUCCUCUUCUCUGCUCCCCUCACGCGACCACACCAGCGCCGGACGCGGACGCAGACACCUCCAUCGCCCACCAUGGCACUCAUCGAGACCAGCCUCAUUUGGGUGGCCUACGCCGUUUGCCUCGCCAUCAUCUUCUUCAUUUCCGCCAUCUUCGUCUUCGUCUACCAGAAACCGGGCGAACGCAGCGUCGCCGUAACCAUCAUAUGCUGGAUCACCGUUCUCGCACUGCUCGCAACCGUUCUGUUGAUGCCAGUGGAUGUGGCACUGGUCUCGUCCACAACAAGCAGGAAAUUGGGCAGGAAGAAGGAUUGGGCCACGCCCGACAAGGUGGAUGAUACGCUGUACACUCUGAAGAUUGUAUACUACACUCUGUACAGUCUGGACGCUGUGCUGUGUCUGCUUGUCGUCCCGUUCACCUAUUUCUACUACGAAGAGUACGACGAGGUUGCGACCGAGGAAGGGCAACAGACCAUCGGCAGCAGGCUGUGGGGUGCCUUCAAGUGGACAUUCGCGUUCCUCUUGUUCUGCGUGAUCCUCUUCCUCGUCGGCUUCUUCAUACCUGUUGCGAAGAAGGCAAGAGAUGAUAACAAAGACCUCGACUACUUCAAGGACCUGCUCACUGAAAAUCAUGGCGAACGCGCUCUCACAUUUGCUAUUGGUGUCCUGAUCCUCAUUGGCACCCUUCUCUAUUGUUUAUACACGGCACCAGGCCUGGCUCUGCUCCCAGUCUCGUUGAUCAAAUCCGCACCAAGCAUCUCUGCACCACAGCUUGCCGAGUCCACCGAGAGUCAACUUGCUCAAAAUCGGGAGCGUCAACGCCAAUUGGAGGGCCGCAGCGAAGGCCGUCAAGGUGGUCUGGAUGGCCGCGACCGACGUGAGCUGGAAGCUCUUGUUCGCGAGGAGCGCACUUUGGUUCGCCGCCAGCGCCUCGCCCAAGAGAAUGCUGGCACUGACCGCAACUGGAUCAUUAAGGUGUGGCUCAAGAUUGAGGCUAUAUUCCGUCCUCUGAAGCUCAUUCUCGGCUUGCUCUUGGUCGUCAUUGCGUUGAUCAUCUUCGCCAGCAUGCUCAUCACCAUGGUGGACAAGUUGAAGAACUCUGCCUGCGGUGUGUCGUGCGGCUACCUCCUUGGCAAGACGAAGAUCUUCCAACCCGUCAACGCGCUGCUUCGCGAGACAUCCAAGGUCUUCCCCAUCGACUACGUUAUUUUUCUCUUGCUCACCAUCCUCUUCUUCUCGGCAUCCGUUGUGGGGCUCGCCACCAUUGGUAUCCGCUUCCUAUGGGUCAUGCUCUUUAGGAUCCGCAAAGGCCAAACUACACCCAAUGCGAUGCUCAUGGCGACAGUGAUGUUGACGCUGAUGACCUUUGCCCUCAAUUACAGUCUGGCAAUGAUUGUUGCACCUCAGUACGUCACAUUCGGUCCGCAGACUUAUUGUGAUAGGCCGACUAGCAACCCAGACCUGCAGCCGGACUGCAGCAAGCACCACAAUGCCAUCAAGCCUUGCUCAGAAAGGUCGGACAACCCCGUCGCAAAGAUGGUCUGCACGCCUUCUGUUGUGUCGACAUUCAUCAACAGGAUCACUGCCAACUUCCCUUAUCUUGGUGCCGUAGAUUUUUACGCGCAAUUCGCCUUCUUGGGAAUAUUCAUCGUCGUGUUCCUGGUAACACUCUUCCGAGUUCCUCAACUUGACGAAGAAUUGAUGGACGAGGAUUUGCGCGAAGCAGAGGAGGAGGGACUGCUGGCCAGCACAGGGAGAAGAUUUGGAGCGACCUGGCAAGACAUCACAGGACGCGCUAAAGGUGUCAACAGAUCCGAUUAUGGCGCUGUGAGAGACAGUGAGCCAGUGGGUGAUGACUGAAUAUGGAAUGAACAGGACGUGAGGAUGUACUGAACUCCGAAGCAUAGAAUGACAUUGUGAACAUAGGCUUCGCAACUUCUAUUGGUUUGAUACCCUUUUGGCGUGCAUGUAUGGAGGGACAGUAUUGAAAUGUGCUACGACAGGUUACCUCAUCAGCAGACGCGUGCAUUGCUGCUUAUUUUUGUACUCUCGGGCAGGGACUGUAAGGUACGAUCUGCAUUUUCUUGGCG
This is a messenger RNA of Cercospora beticola, 2132 nucleotides long. RefSeq lists its product as uncharacterized. Gene Ontology annotation, biological process: protein localization to vacuole. Gene Ontology annotation, cellular component: vacuolar membrane. NCBI's taxonomy places the organism in Eukaryota, Fungi, Ascomycota, Dothideomycetes, Mycosphaerellales, Mycosphaerellaceae. The record is from RefSeq and is a predicted model, not a curated record.